Pollicipes pollicipes is the source of this 576-nucleotide messenger RNA. Its product is annotated as longitudinals lacking protein-like. Lineage: Eukaryota; Metazoa; Arthropoda; Thecostraca; Pollicipedomorpha; Pollicipedidae. Gene Ontology annotation, molecular function: protein binding. The coding region runs from base 1 to 576 and encodes 191 amino acids. Gene Ontology annotation, cellular component: nucleus. The transcript is spliced from 4 exons. Gene Ontology annotation, biological process: regulation of transcription by RNA polymerase II. The record is from RefSeq and is a predicted model, not a curated record.
AUGGGGUCCCAGCUGCUGCUGCGCUGGGACAACCACCUGCCCAGCUUCGCCUGCUCGAUGAAAGAGUGUCUGGACGACGGCGACCUCACUGACCUCACCAUCUCGUGCCAGGGCCGUGUGCUCCACUGCCACAGGCUGGUGCUCUCUGUGGCCAGUCCGCACUUCAAGCAGCUGCUCAAGGCAAACCCCGGCCAGCACCCGAUCGUGAUCAUGCGCGACAUUCCGUACAAGGACAUCGCCGCCCUGCUGACGUUCAUCUACCAGGGCGAGGUCACCGUCACCGAGGAGGACCUGCCCAGCUUCCUGAAGACGGCCAAGGCGCUGGAGGUGCGCGGUCUGGCCGACGACGCGCACACGGGCGGCACCUCCUCGCGGCCGGAGCCCCGCCGCGCCUCCCACCUGGAGCCGGAGGUGGUGGUGAAGGAGGAGCCCUGCGACCCGGACGAGGCGCCCGCCGCCCGACACCCGGUCGCCAUGACAACCAUCAACGACCUGAGCCUGCUGCAGCAUGGGUUCAGGGCUGGCAGCUCCUUCGUCGAGGUGGGACCAGCGCGCGUGCCGCCAAAAAGUGAGUAG